This is a messenger RNA of Oryzias latipes (Japanese medaka), 3111 nucleotides long. RefSeq names its product leucine rich repeat (in FLII) interacting protein 1a (gene lrrfip1a). NCBI's taxonomy places the organism in Eukaryota, Metazoa, Chordata, Actinopteri, Beloniformes, Adrianichthyidae. The record is from RefSeq and is a predicted model, not a curated record. Gene Ontology annotation, biological process: regulation of transcription by RNA polymerase II. Gene Ontology annotation, molecular function: RNA polymerase II cis-regulatory region sequence-specific DNA binding; DNA-binding transcription factor activity, RNA polymerase II-specific.
UUUAGUACUUAUUUACACUCGUUUAAAAUAUGUGAAUAAAUGCGUUUAUAUUUGUUAGUGGUUGCUAGUGAUGUUGAAGUGAAGGAUUCUGGGUGAUUUGUAUCGUUCAUGCCUGUGGUUGUAAAAUAUUGAAAUCUCCGACAGCCCUGAAACGCAUCUUCUUAGAGGGACUUUGAAGUCUCUCUGUGGGACAGUAAACGCAUCAAGUGCUUGGGUCCUAGAAUUAAAUUGUAAUCAAAAAAAUAUAUUUUGUUUAUUUCCUUAGUGUGUUUAUUUUUCCAUUAAUUUGAUCUUUUUAGCCCGUUUUUGUUUUUUUCUCUGAGCUCCAGAUGCUGCUGCCCCCCCACCCCCCACCCCUACGGCGGCGGGGGGGAGCGGAUGUUUGACAAUGACCGGCCGCGGCUCGCGCUCUUUCCUCCUCUGUAACGGGACUUAUUAACCUCACGUGAGAGCUCGGGAGCACCGAACCGGACCGCCGAACCGUCCCUGGCGGAGACAGAAGCAGACAUGGGCACGCAGGGAACGGGACGCAAACGGUCCACCAAGAAGGAGCGCGCGACGGCGGAGGACGAGGCUCUGAACCUCAUUGCGAGAGAGGCUGAGGCCAGGCUGGCAGCAAAGCGAGCCGCCAGAGCAGAGGCCAGAGAGAUCCGCAUGAAGGAGCUGGAGCGACAACAGAAGGAGAUCUUUCAGGUGCAGAAGAAGUACUAUGGCUUGAACCCUAAAGUAGAUGAGCGGCGGGACAGCGGAUGGGGGGAUAUUGAACAGUGGAUGGAGGACAGCGAGAAGUAUGCGCGCUCCUCCCGGAUUCAGACGCUGACCGACAACGAUGAGCGCGUGUCGGCGGGAAGCCGCGGCAGCUUCAGGUCGGAGCUUGACUCAGUUGGAGCCUAUGGUGGGGGGAGCUCCUCCUCACAGAAGAAGUCAAAGAAAAAGAAGAAGCAUAAACACAAAGACAGAGAUAGGAACGGCUUCGAGGACGAUCACAGCGUAGCGUCCGGCAGGAGCUCCAGAAUCAGCGAUGAGAGCAGAAGCUCCCGCUCCUCCAGGAUGGAUCUGACGGCCUCUGACUUGUACGGCCUCAACGGCGUGUCCUCUUCCAGGAUCCCAGGGUUCAACGGUUAUCAGGGCUCCUUGUAUGAAGAGAGUCUGUGCAGCGCGUCCAGACGGGUCGCCAGCGGCAGCUCCCGCCCUGUAGACCACACUGGUUACCGCGGCUCCAGAACCUCCAGCAGGGCCAGUUCAGCCUGCGUCAGUCCGGUGGACUCUGUUGCCAGUUUCCUACGGAGCGGCAGGGGCCUCCUGGACGAUGUCACUAUUCCAGACUUUCCUCACGCAGAGGAAAGAGAAUUUCUUGAAAAGGGAUGUCGGGCGCCUUCUUCUCUGACGGCGGCGACCCUCACCUCGCUGGGCGGGACUUCGUCCCGGAGAGGAAGCGGGGAGACGGCUUUAACGGUCGACGCCGACAGCUCCAUCCGAGAAAUCAAGGAGAUCCACGAGCUGAAGGAUCAGAUUCAAGAUGUGGAAACCAAGUACAUGCAAAACCUUAAAGAGGUCAAGGACUCUCUGGCGGAGGUGGAGGAGAAGUAUCGCAAAGCCAUGGUGUCCAACGCUCAGCUUGACAAUGAGAAGAGCAACCUGAUGUAUGAGGUGGACACGCUGAAGGACUCCCUGAUGGAGCUGGAGGAGCUGCUGUCCGAGUCACGCCGGCAGUACGAGGACAAAGCCAAGGACUACGAGCGAGCGAAGCACGCCCACAGCGUGCUGCAGUUCCAGUUCAACGAAAUGAAGGAGAGCCUGAAGCAGAGCGAGGAGCUGCUGAACGAGAUCCGUCAGCUGCGCAUCAAACAGGACAGCUUUGUUAGGGAGGUGUCAGAUCUGCAGGAGACGGUGGAGUGGAAGGACAAAAAGAUCGGGGCCUUAGAGCGGCAGAAAGAGUACACAGACGCCAUCCGAACUGAGCGCGAUGAGCUCAGAGAAGAGGUGGUGAAGCUGAAAGAUGUUCUGAAGAAACACGGAAUCGUCUUGGGCCCAGAUCUGAACGUCAACGGGGAAGCAGAAGACGACGAGUCAUCGGACGCGGCGCCACGCCCGGCUCUGGACUCGCAGGGCCGCCCCGCAGAAGGGAACAGCAUCCUCGAGAUUCGACUGAGAAAACUGGUGGAUGAGCGGGAAAAAAUGAUAGAACAGGUGAAGAAGCUGAAAGCUCAGCUGGACCAGAAGACGCAGAAGAACAACACGGAGGGCGGCUUGAGCCCCGACGGGGAAAUCUUUGAAAACGGCAACGAUCCAAACAUCAUGGACCUGCAGAGAGACUCCAGCCGGCAGAUCAACGACCUGAAGUUCAAGCUGGUGAAGGCGGAGCAGGACGUCACUGCGUUGGAGCAGAACGUAACCCGCCUGGAGGGCCACGUGACUCGCUACAAGUCUUUAGCAGAGAACGCGGAGAAGGUGGAGGACGAGCUGAAGGCGGAGAAGAGGAAGCUGCAGAGAGAGCUGCGAUCAGCGCUGGAUAAGAUCGAAGAGCUGGAGUCCAGCAACAGCCACCUGAACAAGAGGCUGGAGAAGAUGAAGUCCAGCCGCGGCUUGGCUCCAACGCCGUAGCGGCCGCAGGCGUCCAGGAUGGACGAUCGCCCAGAGGAGAACCGCCCCGCUUUCACCUCCGCCCCCUGAAGGUCCACUCAGAAAACACCGACGAGCUACGUGCCAUGCCCCGCCUUCCAGGAGGUCCUCGCUGUCCAGAGACUAUGGUGGAAGCAGUGCAGCACUGACAGCUGACGCCGUCCGUGCACGCCCCGUGCACGUGCGUGCCAGAGCCAAAACUCCUGACACACGAACCCGCAAAGUCUUUCCCCGAACCUCCAGCACCGUCUGUCCGUUAGCUGAGGCUCCCCUCUUAGCCCGCGGAGCGGCGCAGACGUGCGCCUCUGCUUCUCCUAGUCGGUCACUGGUUCGAUGCCAUGCACUCCCGCCCAAUCUGAGACUUCCCGUGAAAACGUCUCGACCGGGACUCAAAGCCGAGAUGCUGCUUCACUGUUUACAAAGCUUUAAAAUGUUUGUAAGGAAACAUACCGAAGUGAAACAUUUGUACAAUAAAAUGUCAAACUUCGA